CCCAAUAAAUACCACCUUCUGGGUCAAACAUUUUCCUCCUCUUCAUUUUCUUCUACUAGUAUUACUACUCAAUAGCUAGGUUUUCAUCAAUUAGACCCUUAAUUAGGAGCCAUGUUUCCUUCUUCAGGCAACAACAGUACUUACAGUCCUUUUCCCUUCACCAUCUCUGCGUCUUUUGCAGCCAAUCAAAACCCUAACUCCACUCACGAGGAAAACUAUCCCUCUCCAUUCUUCCACUUCCCUUCCUCAUUUCUUGACGAUGAUAAUGAAUUCCUCAUGAAUCAGUUGCUGCCACAACAACGGAUCUUGAGCUCUGCACCUUGCAAUCUUGUUUCAGAUUAUAACAGUACCCAUGAGGUCAACAACAACAACAGUACUACCGUUGCCUCGACAGGGAGGAAGAGUACAAAGAACGUAACCAGCAGCGGCAAGAAGAGAUCAAGUAAGGGUGGUAAUGGGAAUGGAGCUGCAAAACAGAUGGUUCCUCGAAAGCGAAAUGGGAAGAAGGACAGGCAUAGCAAGAUCUACACAGCUCAGGGCCCGAGAGACCGCCGAAUGAGGUUGUCCCUUCAAAUUGCUCGCAAGUUCUUUGAUCUUCAGGACAUGUUAGGCUUUGACAAGGCCAGCAAAACCAUAGAGUGGCUCUUCUCCAAAUCCAAGUCAGCAAUCAAGGAGCUGACUGAGAUCAGUAUGCCCAGAGGAAAGAACACUACUGCUUACAGUGGGGGUGGAAAGAGUGCUUCCUCUACCUCCGAGAGUGAAGUGGUAUCGGGAGGAAUAAUAUUCAAGGACAGUACUUAUAAGGAAAUUAAUGGACAAGACGAGGGAGAUAUUGCAGUGAAUGAAUCUUUUAUGGGUGUAAUUAAUCCAAAAGGCGCAAAGAACAAAAAGUCCUGUCAUAAAGCACCCGGAUCCAAUAAUCUUGCCAGAGAAUCCAGGGACAAGGCGAGAGCAAGGGCAAGGGAGAGAACAAUGGAGAAGAUGAAAAUGAAAGGUGCCCUUGACCCAAACUACAUUAAACAGUGUUCUGAUCAUGAAGCUGGAAACCCUAAUGAAUUUGAACACUUAGCUUCCAGCAAAGAACUGAAAUCUUCUGGGAAGGCAGUCAUUGAAGAAGAAGAUCAAGAAGUGCAAGAACCCAGUCUUCACUUGCUGCAGCAUCAAAUGGAUUCUGUUGGCAUCAUUGAGAAAUUCCUUGGCAUCAUGAAUUCAGACAGCAGUACUGUAGAUUCUAGAGAGGCUAAUUAUCCAGAUUAUACAGGAAAUUGGAUGAUUAACCGUGAUGUUUCAACUUUGUGCGAAAGCAUAAAGAGAUCAAGUUCAACAGGUAACGUCGUCCAAGUGCAAAACCCUAGUUCCAUUUUUAUGAUAAACCCAGAUGCUCAGGAGGAAAACACCACUUCAUUUUUCAUGACCAACUCGGCUAUGAAGGGAAGAAACCAGCAUUCGUCUAUUUUCUCAAAUGCCCAUGAUCAGAGAAACCCUAGUUCAAUCUUCAUCUCCACCUCAAGUAUAGGUUUGAUGGGAAGCCAUUUAUCCUGCAGUUCCGACGCUG
Molecule: messenger RNA, 1555 nt
Organism: Carica papaya (papaya)
Lineage: Eukaryota; Viridiplantae; Streptophyta; Magnoliopsida; Brassicales; Caricaceae
Source: RefSeq, a predicted model, not a curated record